Messenger RNA from Artibeus jamaicensis (Jamaican fruit-eating bat), 1773 nucleotides. It is a transcript of the gene FAM163B, whose product is annotated as family with sequence similarity 163 member B. Lineage: Eukaryota; Metazoa; Chordata; Mammalia; Chiroptera; Phyllostomidae. The coding region runs from base 102 to 587 and encodes 161 amino acids. The transcript has 3 exons. The record is from RefSeq and is a predicted model, not a curated record.
CAGACGCCGGGCCGCCCCGUCACGUGCACCCAAGUCCUCGGCUGGCCGGCCGGGGCAGCACCGUGCCCAUGGUUCAAGGCUGUUGAUGGAGGAGGGGGCGGAUGACAGCGGGGACGGUGGUCAUCACCGGGGGCAUCUUGGCCACUGUGAUUCUGCUCUGCAUCAUCGCGGUCCUGUGCUACUGCCGGCUGCAGUACUACUGCUGCAAGAAGGAGGAGCGGGAGGAGGACGAGGAGGAGCCUGACUUCGCUGUGCACGCUGGCCUGCCCCCGCUGCACUGCAACCGCAACCUGGUGCUGACCGACGGGCCCGCGCUCCGCCCGGCCGCCUCCGGCCAGCGGUCCCCGCAGCCCCGCGCCCUCUGCCGCAGCUGCUCCCACUGGGAGCCGCCCACCUUCUUCCUGCAGGAGCCCGAGGACCAGGGCGUGCCCAACGGUGGGGAGCGCGUGGCCUACCGGACCCUCAGCCAGGAGGACCUGGCGCUGCCGCCCGGGGCCUUUGGGGGCCUGCAGGUGCCCAACCCCAACCGCCUCUCCGCCAUGCGGGAGGCCUUCUCCCGGAGCCGCAGCAUCAGCACCGAUGUCUGAGCCGCCCACCCCUCACCCCUCCACCCCCAACCCACCUCCCAGCAGGUCCCCACGCCAUGGAGGGGUCCCCAUGGCCCGCCAGCCUGGCCCCAGACCCGGACCUGGGCUUGGUCCCGCCUUCCUGGCACCCCUGUCCUGGCAGGGCCCAGCCCUCGGGGGGCUCCGGGGCCCACAGCAUGGAUAAGGCCAGGGCAGGCUGGCAGGGCCGGGGGUAGGGAUGGCCGAGCUGGAGGAGAGGCGGGCGUGACGUGGCACAGGUGAGCACAGCCCCCCCAGGGGAGGACAGCGGGCGAGGCAGGGUCCCGGCGCCCGCCGCCAUCAUGCAGGUAUAGUGGACGGUGGCCUCCACCUCAGCCCAGCCAGCUGGCCAUCUCUGGCUGCAUGGCCAGCCCUGUCCCUCCCUUCCUCCCUCAGCCUCAGGCAACCUACCUCUUCAAGGAAGGGGUGGCCACAGAGAGACUCGGGGCCCUGAGCCCUCCUUCCCUGGCGAUUUCAGACCAACUGACCCUCCAACCAGAACAGCGGGCGGGGCUCUGUCCCCCCAACCCCACGCACACCCCCGGCUUCCAGGGCCAGCAGCCGAGACCCAGGUUGGGCUGACCUCUCUGCAGAGCCCCCUAGACAGGGCAGUUUCAGGGGUGGCUGGGCCUUGGGACGCCUAGGCCCCCCCCGGCCUUUGGGAGAAAGGGAGGAGAGGCCAGUUCUCAAGCACCUGCUUCAGGUGGACACUGAGAGGCGUCCCUCAGGCCCGUGCUGGUAGGCGGAUGGUGCCGUGGACCAGCGGCCACUGGACCCACGAUCCGCCCAAGACCUGGGGCGGGCCCUGCCGUUGCGGCUCAGCCUCCAGGCUGCUCUGGUCCCAGCGGAGAGUCCCAGCUUCUCUCCCUGUGCCUGCUUCCUGGAGGGGAUUGGGGAGCAGGGAAGGACCCAGCCCUGCCCCCCACACCGCCCUGCUCCGUGUGAGGACCUCAGCUGAGCCCACUCUGCUCUGAGCCCCCAGCAGAGCCAGGGGCGCCCCGAGAGCCCAUUCCCAGCUCCCUCUCUCUGACAGGGAAACGAUGCCCCAUGGCCACCCUGGAGAAGCGCCCCAGACCCGGGGCGCCCACCACGGGGAGCGCAGCCCCUCACCCCUGCAGAGGCGGUGGCCCCUCUCUCCAAAGCAUGCCCCCCUCCCACCCUCUCCAGG